UCCAUGAGGUCACGAAAAGUCAGAAGCGAUGGAACGAAUACACAACAUAUAAUUCAUAUUGAGGGGUCUGAUUUCUCAAUAAUACCCCAACUUUGCCUGAAGGGGACCAAAGCUGUUUUAGCUAAUGAUAUUCUACAGUAUUCACCGAAAGUAUAGUAAUAUUAUGAAGAUUGCCUGGACUCAAGUCAGGGUGAGUCUCAACUGUCAUGCCUGGAUAUUUGACUUAAGAAGUUAUGGAGCAGAUUGAGCUGUUACUUAAAAGAAAAGUAAUUAACUUUGUCACAACACAAUGGAUAACAUUACUGCAAGAGAGUUGCUGGAAGAGAAGGUGAGGCAAAGUGGAAAGAGGGGACAUGAGGCAUAGGCAAAAUAAGACUAACUUUAAGGACUCUCUGUAGUAGCCAAGGUGACUUAACUGAGGUUUUUAUACUUUGGACAUAUUGUGAGACAAAAUGACUCAGUGGACAAGAUGAUAAUGUUUGGUAAAACAGGAAGCUGAAGGAAAAGAGACCACAUUAUAGAUGAAUUGACUCCAUCAAGCAAAGCAUGGCUGUCUUGAAUUUCUAAGAUCUGAGCAUUGCUGUUGCUGACUAGGAUGCUUGGAGAUCCAGAACGUUGCUAUAAGUUGAAAUGAAAAAGACAGAGAAUUGCGAUGCGAAUCGGGGAAAGAGGUGGGAGGCAAGGGAAAGACAGGCACAAUGAGUCAAAGUGAGAUAAAAAAGAAAAUGGAGUGAGAAGUGUAGAGGCAGUGUUCAAGGGAAGGCGUGAGUCAUCUCGUCUCCUGUCUUGCUGUUGCUGCGCUACUGGCGUUUGCGGGUUCCCUGUUCUGAAAUCAACAGAAGUACCUGCAUGACCAGAAAGAAGGUGGGAGGAUUGGCUGAUUUUUAUUCAUUUUAAGGAGUCAUUUAGUCUGUAUUUAAAUUAAAUGUUCAUGUAUUUCAUGGUUUAAAUCACUUUGUGACCCUAACAUGUUGAAACGUGCUAAAAGCACUGAUUCAGAUAAAUCCGUAAAUUAAUGAAACGCAACAUGUGUCGGGGUCUUGUACCUUUUUCUGCUCAGAUAUAUGCAUUGGCAAUUAUUUUUGUUCUGUUGUUAAGAAAUGUACUAUCUUGUUCUGUUGUUAAGAAAUAUCCUGAUCUUAAUGCUUCAGGCAUUAAGGAAUUUCUAGAAAUACUGUCUUUUGUUAUUCGCUGUUAAAUUGUCUUUAUGGUAACCCUCCGAACGGAUGGGCACUAAGGCUCCCUAGCAGUAUUCCCAGACAGGUGUACCAAUGCCUGUUGCUAGGUGAAGUGUCUUCCCAAGAUGGAGAUGAAACAGAACACAGAGGGGAGAAAGAAGGGUAACUUAGACUAUGGAGAUGUUGAAGACAUGGCUGAGACAUCCCAAGGAGCUCUACAACUUGGUAUGGUUCAAGAUGGGCGGUUACAAGACCAUGAUGCCGAAGAUGGACCAGGACUCUCUCAGUGAAAGCCUCUGCCUCUGCUACCGGUAUGUCAACCAGAGUAGUCAGAGCUACUCGGCUAUCAUUCACAUGCUUGAUGGGAAGCUGCGCCAUGUAGUUUGCAUCCUGUACCUGGUUCUCCUGGCUCUGGACAUAGUGGAGGAUGAUAUGACAAUCAGCUUGGAAACCAAGAUUCCCAUUUUACACAACUUCCAUUCCUUCCUCAAUCAGCCGGAUUGGCGAUUCAUGGGCAGCAAUGACAAGAACAAGCAUGUGCUGGAGGAUUUUCCAACGAUCUCCUUAGAAUUCCGGAACCUGGCGAAGGUCUAUCAGGACGUAAUUGCAGACGUUUGCCGCAAGGUGGGCCUUGGGAUGGCUGAGUUCUUAGAGAAGAAGGUGGAAUCUGAGAAAGAUUGGGACAAGUACUGUCAUUAUGCCUCUGGUCAGUUGGGGAUCGGCCUCUCACAACUCUUCUCUGUGUCCAAACUGGAGGACCUUACUGUUGGCCAGGACAUCGAGCUCGCAAACACCAUGGGGGUUUUCCUACACAAAAUCGACAUCAUCCGGGAUUACCAUGAAGACCUACUUGCAGGCAGAGAGUUUUGGCCCCAAGAGGUGUGGAGCAAGUAUGCAAAUACGAUGUCAGAUCUGGCCAGGCCAGAGAAUGUCAACAAAGCUAUCCAAUGUCUGAAUGAGCUCAUCACCAAUGCCCUGCAUCACAUCCCUGAUGUCUUGACAUACCUGUCCCGACUGAAGAACCAGAGUGUGUUCAACUUCUGUGCUAUCCCACAGGUAAGAGCCAUUGUCAUCUUGGCAGCCUGCUAUAACAAUCCACAGGUCUUCCAGGGGCCGGUGAAGAUCCGGAAAGGGCAAGAUGUUUCAUUGAUGAUGGAUGCCACCAACCUCCAAGCUGUCAAAGCCAUCGUGUACCAGUAUAUGGAAGAGAUUUAUCGGAAGAUCCCCAGCACUGAUCCUUCCUCCAGCAGAACCCAACAAAUUGUCACUUCUGUCUGCUCCUUGUGUUCACCCAGGAGGACAAUCGUCCCACAAACCCAUUACUACGCCAUCUACAUGUCCUGUGUGAUGGUUUUAGCUGUCCUGGCCUGGCAGUAUCUGAACAUGGUCUCCAAGGGGGCUGAUGAAGACAUAUACAUAGCUGAGAACUGAGGGUUUUCAAAAAUGUAAUUUAGAUCCAGCAAAUUGAAAAUAAAAACAUUAAAAACACAGACAUUAACCAAGAAAAGAAAAUCUAAAAAGCAAAUACAAAAAUAGACCCCAUGUAUUAUCUCCCCAUAUUUUUCCCUGCCCCUACUAACUAAAGGGAGCCCCCGUAGCACAGUGGGUUAAACCGCUGAGCUGCUGAACCUGCUGAUUGAAAGGUUGGUGGUUCGAAUUUAGAGAGCGGGGUAAGCUUCCGCUAUUAGCUCCAGCUUCUGCCAACCUAGCAGUUUGAAAAUGUAACAGGUACCGCUCUGGCAGGAAGGUAAUGGUGCUCUAUUUAGUCAUGCCAGCCACAUGACCUUGGAGACAGCGAUGGACAACACUGGUUCUUCAGCUCAGAAAUGGACAUGAGCACCAACAUCCAAAGUCAUACACAACUAGAUUCAAUGUCAGGGGAAAACCUUUACCUUUACCUUACCAACUAAAACUAAUAAACUCUAUCACCAGCUAGACAAUGUGUAUCACAAAAGCAUGCUGUAAGACACCUUAAACCUAUAAUCCAAGAUAAGCAAAACUGUGGAAUAGCCCAAGAUUGAGCCCUUAAUGAGCAUCAGUGUCCUUUACUGCAAACUACAUCACAUGGCAAGCUCGGCUCCACAGAAUAUAAAUCACUGUGUGGAUACCUAAAGCAUGCACAUUCACUUUCCAGAGGAGGGAGGUUUUUAAAAAUACAUUCUUCAUAGGUCUCAAGCUAUCGAUACUGCAGAUUCUAGAAGUGGUUUUAGGCUAGCUUCUACAUUGCAUGUAAUCACCACCUGGUCUCAAACUGAUUCCAGGAUUUGUACAUUGAAACUGCCUUCUUCUAUACCAGUUUGAAAAUGACCUAAGUGGUCAGUAUAGGUGUGCCCACAUGAGCCACAAAUAUUUGCUCAUGUGGAUAAUCCUUGACCCCUUAUACCUAGAAGCAGUUUUAUGUCCCCAAACUGGCUUUUAUUUGUGAUUUGCUUUCUUUCCCACACUGAGCUGGAGUGCAGAAACAACUCUUUAGCAACACUCCUGAAGUCAUGCAAGGAGUGUCAUUUCAGACCAUUUCAGACCAUCCCUGACGCAUAAGAUGCAAUUUUCUAUGCAUACUUUUGAUUCAGUGAAAUCCCAGGAUACAUCUAGUUGAAACCUGCUACCCCUCAAAACACAUUAAUGAAUACCACACACAUACAAUUUCCAUCUGUAGCCAAAAUGGUCAAUAGGAGUACUACAAAAGCAAGGAAACUGGCCCUCAUGGUGAACGUCUGGUUUGAUAAUGCAUUGAAGGAGAAGUUGCUCAGGAGAUGGGAUGAAGAGUGAGGUUGAUGACAGCAGUAUUUAGAGAAUUUGUCUACACUGGCCACAAAAUUAAAGUGGCCCAGAAGUCAAUCCUGGAUGUCUUCAUGAUAUCUGGUGAUUUCCUGUGUAAGAGAUGAAUCUCCACUCAACAUGGAAACCCACAGGACACUUUUGGGCACACCAAACUCUUUCAGCCUUAGAAAAAUGCAAAGGCUCUCUGAACAAAUCACCAUUGGAUAUAAAUGAUUUAAAGGUAUACUGGAACAAAUGGGACUAACCUAGUGUCUACUUAGUUUUAACUACCUGCUUAGCCCAUGUGUAUUUCCUAUGUGUUUUCCCACACUUCAUUUCUCUUUUUUCUUGCUAUGUUUAUUUGCACCUGUGUUUCAAAGUACAAAGUGUUGGUUUUGACCUUUAAAGCCCUACAUGGUUUGGAUCCAGGUUACCUACAAGAUGUCCUUCUCCUGCACAAUCCACCCUUUAGGACACUGAGGUCCUCUGACGGACGCUUUCUCCAACCAGCCAGAACCCAGCUGGAAACCAUCACCCAGAAUAUCUUUUCAUCAGCUGUCCCAAGAAGACUGUGGAAUGACCUGGCAGAAGAGAUUUGACAGCUAAAGGAGGUGUCAGAAAUUAAAAUGCAGUUGAAGACACAUCUCUUCUGGCAGGCUUACCCAGUCAACUUUCAAUCAUGAAUUUUGAUUUACAUUCUAUUGCUGCUAUAUAUCAAUUUUGUAUCGGUGUUUGGUGCAAGUUUUUAUAGUUUUGUAUAUUUUUCUAUGUAAUUUAUUGUAUAUAUUUUAUGUUCAUAUGUUUUUAUCUUGUUGUGCCUGACUUGAGCCAUCAGGAGAGGUGGAUAAUAAAUAAAACAAAUUAUUAUUAUUAUUA
Anolis carolinensis (green anole) is the source of this 4814-nucleotide messenger RNA. RefSeq names its product squalene synthase. Gene Ontology annotation, molecular function: squalene synthase [NAD(P)H] activity. Gene Ontology annotation, cellular component: endoplasmic reticulum membrane. The record is from RefSeq and is a predicted model, not a curated record. The transcript is spliced from 9 exons. NCBI's taxonomy places the organism in Eukaryota, Metazoa, Chordata, Lepidosauria, Squamata, Anolidae. The coding region runs from base 1353 to 2609 and encodes 418 amino acids. Gene Ontology annotation, biological process: cholesterol biosynthetic process; farnesyl diphosphate metabolic process.